This is a messenger RNA of Caenorhabditis briggsae, 231 nucleotides long. Lineage: Eukaryota; Metazoa; Nematoda; Chromadorea; Rhabditida; Rhabditidae. The record is from RefSeq and is a predicted model, not a curated record. The transcript is spliced from 2 exons. Bases 1 to 231 code for a protein of 76 amino acids.
AUGUCAUUUUGGUCGACCGUAUUUGUAUCAUGGGCGCUUCGGAGUGUCCGCGAGUCGCUGAUACAAGUUGAUCCUCUGGCCGCCGCUCUCGCUCACCAGGCACGGAAAGCGAACGCGGCUGUACCGGCGGUGUCGCGUACACCACUGCUCCUACAGUUCACGCCAUUUGGACCGCCACCAAGUGCAUAUCGGAAACUUGAUAAAUCUGCCCUAAUUUGUAAUAUGUUUUAA